Paralichthys olivaceus (Japanese flounder) is the source of this 1902-nucleotide messenger RNA. RefSeq names its product BTB (POZ) domain containing 17b (gene btbd17b). The record is from RefSeq and is a predicted model, not a curated record. Gene Ontology annotation, molecular function: protein binding. Lineage: Eukaryota; Metazoa; Chordata; Actinopteri; Pleuronectiformes; Paralichthyidae.
GUGCGGGACAGGGAGCCAGGCGGCACAAGAGGGGCAACGCACCUUUCUGCACUCACACGGCCAAGGCACAGCAGCAAGAGGACAGGUCAGUAGAGAGUGGCACUGAGAAAGGAAGAGGAAUAGCUGAGAAGAUAUGGUGCGCUCAUGUGAACAAGAGAUCCCUGCCUGGGUCUAUGUGGGCACCCUGUUCUUCUUCAUCAACUUCCACUCAAUCACAGUUACAGGAGCUGCUCUGAAGCAGGAGGCAGCAUUGGACAGCGGCACCACGGUGCUGAACAACUCCAUGGGUUUGGUGCAGCGCAUGGAGACGCUGCUGGCCAUGGGGAACGGCAGUGAUGUCACCCUCCGCGUGCAGACCAUCAACACGGACGAGGUGAAGGUGAUCCAGGCCCACAGCCUGCUACUCACCCUGCAGAGUGACGUGUUUGAGGAUCUGCUGCUCAGCCGCAACAACAGCGCUGUGGUUUUGAGGGAGACGCCCGACUGUGCGGCUGUCUUUGACAAGUUCAUCAGGUAUCUGUACUGCGGUGACAUCUCAUUGCGGCUAGAUCAGGCCAUCUCUCUGCAUAAGCUGGCCAGCAAGUAUCAUGUGUGGGGCUUGCAGCAGGGUCUGACCCAAUAUAUGACCCAGCAUCUCUCUAGCGACUCCCCCACAGGUCAUGUGAUUGGUUGGUACAACUACGCGCUACAAAUUGGGGACAUGGCCCUGCGGGACAGCUGCCUGCAGUACCUGUCCUGGAACCUAUCUUCCGUGCUGCAGAGCGGAGAAUGGGGCUCUAUCAGUGAAGACCUGCUCCUCUCCUUGCUCCAGCGCUCUGACCUCAUUCUGCAGAGUGAGCUGGAGCUUUACGAAGCCCUGGAGGCCUGGAUUAGCCAGAACCAGCCAGUCAGUACGACAGUGGAGGUUGCCCUCAAGGCUGUUCGAUACGGCAUGAUCCCACCCCAGCAUCUCUUCCGUCUUCAGAGGCAAUCAGCCCUCAUGCUCAAAUAUUACGAGUCUAUCCGCGAUCUCCUCUACCUGGCAUUCCAAUUUCACGCCGCCUCACCUAUCCAGCUGGCAAAGUACUUUGAUGUCAACUGCAGCAUUUUCACUCCCCGCAACUACCUGUCCUCCUCCUGGGGCUCCCCUUGGGUCAUUAAUAACCCCACUCGUGAUGACCGCAGUUUCAGCUUCCAGACUCAGCUCGGGCCCAGCGGCCAUGACUCCAGUAAGAGGGUGACAUGGAACGCCCUCUUCUCCCCUCGUUGGCUCCCGCUCAGUGCCAGGUCAACCUACACUGAGCUGGGCGCCAUGCAGCCCACCCGCACAGACGGAGGCCGGCCUCGCAUUAUUGUAACCCCAGCAACUUCCAGUCCAGACUUUGCUGGAGUGAGUUUCCAGAAGACGGUGAUUGUAAUGGCAAAACAGCAAGGAAAAGUGGUAGUUCGUCACGUCUACAACUUCCACCAAAGCACAGAGGAGGCCGGGGAUUUCCUGGUGGAUGCUGACCUGCAGCGUCGUGCUUCCGAAUACCUAAUUGACAGCUCCCUCUAUCUGCACGUUAUAAUAAAACCUCUCUACCAUACUCUCCUUGUCGCCAGGAAAUAAAGGCAGGAAAUUGGCGUGGCCUCAUCAUCCAACCUCCACCCACACAAUCACAUGCACAUAUUCUCAAGUAAAGUACAGUCAUAUCACAGGCUAGCAUGCUUAUGUGUCAGGUCUGUGACAUCUCCAUUGUUAUUUAGGUUGUACAUUUAGUUGUCUUCCAACUAUUUAGCAGGGAGUUGUCUGUUACAAUAAAGGAUUCACAAUUUAACAGCUCAGCUUUGAUUAUAAUCAGUGGUGGUGGUUUUUUCAUUUUUUCAUGCAUACUAAGUAAAAAAACAACUCACUGUACUGUAUCUGUUCAAGUAUUUUAUUAC